AUGUCUGCUAAACAAUUCACUCAGAAAGCUCACGAAAGUGACGUUUUGGACGGCUUCCUCCUGGUACGACCUGUAUGGGUUGACGAUGAGACCGUCAAAGCUUGCAAAGGUUGCGAAGCAUCCUUUAAUACUUUAAGACGAAAACAUCAUUGUCGUCAAUGUGGGAACAUAUUCUGUCAAGAAUGCACCUCAAAAAACAUUGCAUUACCUCAAUUAGGUUAUUUAAAACCAGAACGUGUUUGCAGUGGAUGUUUUGAAAUCGCAUAUCUUGUCGGAUAUGUUAUUUCAAAUGAUAAAUCAACCCAGACACACGGUGCUCGAGGGUUGCUUGACAUUGUUGAACGUGGAAAUG
Racocetra persica is the source of this 352-nucleotide messenger RNA. The record is from the annotation of a GenBank genome assembly. NCBI's taxonomy places the organism in Eukaryota, Fungi, Glomeromycota, Glomeromycetes, Diversisporales, Gigasporaceae.